AAAUAAAUUCAUGACUUUUCUGUUCACAGGUUAUCCUACGCCGUAUGAUCCGACCUUCAAAGGGCCAAUUAAGAACAGGUCCUGUACGGAUGUCAUCUGCUGCAUUCUGUUCUUUAUUUUCCUAGCGGGAAUGGUUGCCUGUUCAGCUUUGGGGUUUAUCCAUGGUAACCCAAUUCAGCUGAUCUAUCCGACAGAUUCCGAAGGUAACAUCUGUGGUACCGGAAGCAAAAAGAACCAGCCGAAUUUGUUUUUCUUUGACCUGCUUAAAUGUUACCAGUCUGGCCCGGGGGUGGCUGUACAAGGAUGCCCCACCCCUCAGAUCUGCGUCAGGGAGUGUCCCAGUUCGUAUUACGUCUAUGUGGAAUCUCUGAUCUCCAACAACAAGAGUGAGCUGAUCUGCAAAGACAGUGUGGAUGUUACAACAACAACGAAGGACAUCAACGCGUUGGUGCUUGAUGAAGAUUGUGCUGCUUACACUGUACCAUCAAGCCCAGUGCUUGGUCGGUGUGUACCGUCAAUAUUCUCCGACUUGGUGGAUCUUGCUGCUACUCUAUCCACCAACAACAAGACAUUAGAGAACGCCGAGGGCACGCCCAUCACAGGAGAACUCCUGCAGACCUCCAGCAAAUUCUUGGCGUACUUUAUGAGUGCUGCAGAGUUUGGUGAAAGGAUUUUUAAAGACAUUUUGGAUUCCUGGUGGCUUAUUCUAGUAUUCCUGACCUUGACGAUGUUUUUGUCCUUCAUCUGGAUCGUUUUGCUGAGAUGGAUCGCCGGUAUCAUUGUCUGGGUCUCCAUUUUCGCUGUCCUCGGGGGUCUUGGAUUCUGUGAGACAUUGUUCUUUCAUUCUCUUCUGAUCAGAAAUGCGUUUACUCACAUUUCAUAUAUGUGUCUUAUAUUUACAACACUUGCAAUGGAAACUGAACGUGUUUAUUACACAGUCACGCAAUAUUUGACGUUACGUGAUCACCCAGAAUACAGCGGACUUCCGGUUGUGUUCACUAUCAACUUGGCGUACUAUAUAAACUUAAAGGAAACAUGGCUGGGGUUGGCCAUUAUCUCGUCAAUCGUCCUCGUCAUUCUCGUACUGAUGCUUGUCUUUCUGUGUGGAAGGAUUAGAAUGGCGGUGGAGCUCAUCAAAGAAGGGAGCAGAGCCAUCGGUAAAAUGAUGUCCACGCUCUUCUUUCCACUAUUUCCAUUCAUUCUUCAACUGGCAGUUAUUGCUUACUGGGUCGUAUCAGCUGUAUACAUUGCCUCGAUGGGAUCCCCACAAUCUUAUACCAAUGGUACAAAUACGACGGAUGACGGAGGCCUCACUUAUUAUAUCAAGAGGAUCCCUUGUGAAGAUACCGGAAAUGCUCAUGUAUCCGACAUCUGCAGCUUCGUGAAAUAUGGCGGAGACAAGUACACGGUUUACCUGGAGAUCUACAUGCUGUUCAUGUUCUUCUGGUGCCUGAAUUUCGUCAUCGCGCUUGGUCAGAUGACAUUGGCUGGAGCCUUCGCCUCCUAUUACUGGGCCUGGGAAAAACCCCGAGACAUCCCAACAUUCCCUCUCAUGUCGGCACUGUGGCGGUGUUUCCGGUUUCACUUUGGUUCCCUGGCGUUUGGAUCCCUGUUGGUGGCCAUUGUUCAACUGGUCCGAGUAUUCUUGGAGUAUUUAGACUCAAAGCUGAAAGGAAGUGAAAACGGAGCUGCCAAAUUUGUUGCCAAGUGUUUAAAAUGCUGUUUCUGGUGCCUGGAGAAACUGAUCAAAUUCAUCAACAAAAAUGCCUACAUUCUCAUAGCAGUAUAUGGAAAGAAUUUCUGCACAUCUGCAAAGAACGCAUUUUUGCUGAUUAUGAGAAAUAUAGUGCGCACGGUUGUCUUGGACAGAGUUGCAGAUUUUGUUCUGUUCCUUAGCAAAAUAUUUGUUACAGCGGCCGCUUUUGUCGGCGCAUUUUUCUGGUUCCAAGGUCGCGUGCCGUUUUUCCGGGAAUACGUCCCCAAUCUGAAUUACUACUGGACGCCCAUUGUUUUGGUCGGGAUCGGUGCCUUUAUGAUUGCCACGUGCUUCUUCAGUGUCUACGACAUGGCAGUGGACACCCUUUUCCUCUGUUUUCUGGAAGACUUAGAGAGGCACGAUGGGUCAGAAGAGAAGCCUUACUACAUGAGCAAAGGUUUGAUGAAUUUGUUAGGGAAGGAAAACAGUGGCCGAGCAGCUGCCGAGAGAUGAUUAAACGAUAAUCAAUCAAUCAAUCAGUAAUCAAGUGGGUUACACCUACAAGGAAAUCUACCAGUCAGUGAAUGCUAACACCGAUGAGAAAAGGGGCUGAUAUUUUGCAUGAUAAAAUACCACAACAAAGAGAGUAAAAUCCGAGCCGCCAGGACAGUUUGAUUUUUGUAAAAUGGUCACACGUAUACACAGCAAAUAUCAACGACACAUGACAUGUAUUUAUAAAAACACACGCAUUACUGUGCAAACGUCUUGCUGUUUUAAUGUGAACGCAGAUGUCUUAGCCAUAAACAUGUUACGUGUUUCUUAAUUGUUAAGCCGCAGGAAAGAUUGUUGAGAACCUAUUGAUUGAACGGUCAUAUCAACUAGGGGCAAUUGGGAAAAAGCGUAACUUCAUGUAAAAGCCACAUCAAAGAGGCUACAGGGUGAAGAAACACACUGUCAUAUCCAAACAAGUCCAAUGCCCCAUUAAAAACACAUGCAUGUCACUUAAAGAACUACAAAUCCAGGUGAUAGAAGAUAUGUAUAAUCAACGCAUGUAUUAUACUUGUUGAAUAGUCAUAAAAGUCAGAAGAGAUUUUACUCAUUGAAGAAACGCAACAAUAACCAAAGAGGUGUUUCGUUAAACAGCCACACAAAUAA
Liolophura sinensis is the source of this 2851-nucleotide messenger RNA. Its product is annotated as choline transporter-like protein 2. Gene Ontology annotation, biological process: transmembrane transport. The record is from RefSeq and is a predicted model, not a curated record. NCBI's taxonomy places the organism in Eukaryota, Metazoa, Mollusca, Polyplacophora, Chitonida, Chitonidae. Bases 11 to 2209 code for a protein of 732 amino acids. Gene Ontology annotation, molecular function: transmembrane transporter activity. Gene Ontology annotation, cellular component: membrane. The transcript is spliced from 20 exons.